Messenger RNA from Strongylocentrotus purpuratus (purple sea urchin), 812 nucleotides. Its product is annotated as caveolin-1-like. Bases 101 to 757 code for a protein of 218 amino acids. Gene Ontology annotation, molecular function: molecular adaptor activity. The record is from RefSeq and is a predicted model, not a curated record. Lineage: Eukaryota; Metazoa; Echinodermata; Echinoidea; Camarodonta; Strongylocentrotidae. Gene Ontology annotation, biological process: caveola assembly. The transcript has 4 exons. Gene Ontology annotation, cellular component: caveola.
UGAUGAUGAGAGAGAGGUUAGAGAUAUAAGCGAUCCGCUACACUCUGCUUUGUGUCGUCUUCUUGUCUUCAUUAUAGUUUCGGAACAGCCAACUUCAGCCAUGUCUGUCAACUCUACUAUGGAGGACAAUCCACCUCAGAAUGAGCACUUGGUUGGUACUCCAGCCACGACUUAUUUGAUUUCUCAGGGUGGCCAGUAUUACCCCCUCUACAACAACAAUACCUCGGGCUAUCAGGCCCAGGCCCAAGCUAGACCAUGUUGUCAUGGAGCCUUAGAGCGAGCACCAAAUACGGCAAAGUAUGACGAUAUGAACUUGUACUCUCUCAAGCCAAAUGUAAAGGUUGAUUUUGAGGAGACCUUUCAAGAGCCACUUGGUUCAGAAAAUGUGAGUGUUGUCUGGAAUUACAACAAGGUCAUCUUCAAUUGGACAUCGAGGGGAUUUUACAUCUUCCUCUCCGCACUCCUUGGUCCCAUCUUGGGCAUUGCUUGGGGUUUGGUCUUCGCCAUCAUGAACUUCAUCCUGGUCUGGUUGGUCAAUCCCGCUCUUAAGGUCAUCCUACAGGCUUGUAGGAUCGUGGAGGUACUCGCUAGGGGUGUGCUCCGGUCCUCUCUGGACCCCCUCUUCCAGUCCAUCGGUCAGACGUUCACUUCUGUUCGAGGGAAUUUCACUUUGACUGUCCCAGGCUUGGAUGGACCCGGCUUGAAGAAGGAGAGCGACAAGUUGAAACUGCCCACCUUGUCCCAUUCACAUAUUUAAAUGACUUCCUCCAAAUAUGGUUAAAGCCACGAGCUAUAAUAAAUUAUUAAAUAAU